CCCCCGCGGCGGCGCGGCUGCAUCAGCGCUGACGUGAGGCCGACGUGCGGCUCCGCCCGGCCCAAUCCCCCCCUCCCACCCCCUGUGACGGGGGCAGCACGUACAGGGCGGCGGUGCAGGGUUUGGUAGGAGAGAAAGGGAGCCGAAGAGAACCAAGCUCUUGUUUUAAAACACACACCUUCCGUUAUGACUAAAUGUGCCAAGAAAUAUGGAAAAGCAACUGCCAGACGGAUGACCAUGGAAAUGGUUGAAUCGCAAUCGGAUGACAAUGCAGUGGAUUUUGUGCCCAACAGAGAUGCUGGUCACCUUCAGAAUCAGCCAGGCCGAAGCCAGGUUUCCCCAGAAUCUGAGGUUUCUGUAGCUGCAUCAAGUGCUGGAAGAGGAUCUCCAGCUGUAACUCUAGUGCAGUUGCCUUCUGGUCAAACUGUUCAUGUCCAGGGUGUCAUUCAAGCCACACAGCCCUCAGUCAUUCAGUCACCACACAUGCAAGCUAUUCAGGUAGCAUCGAUUGCAGAUGAAUCUGCAGAAUCAGAAGGGAUAAUUGAUUCUCAAAAACGUAGGGAAAUACUUUCAAGAAGGCCUUCAUACCGAAAAAUUUUGAAUGAACUCUCAUCAGAUGCUCCUGCAGUACCGAAGAUUGAAGAAGAAGAAAAGUCAGAUGAUGAAGGAGCGCCUUCUGGAAUUUCUGCGAUGGCCAUGCCAACCAGCCUGUAUCAUACUAACACAGGGCAAUACAUUACUAUAACUCAAGGUGGUACAAUCCAGAUUUCUAAUCCAUCCUCUGAUGGUGUCCACGGACUACAGACAUUAACAAUGACAAAUUCAGGAGCUCCUCAGCCAGGUGCUACCAUCGUGCAAUAUGCGGGACAAUCACCUGAUGGCACACAACAGUUUUUUGUUCCUGGAAGCCAAGUUGUUGUUCAAGCUGCCACUGGAGACAUGCCAGCUUACCAGAUUCGAACUCCCAGUACUACCUUACCUCAGGGAGUGGUAAUGGCAGCUUCACCGGGAACUUUGCAUAGCCCUCAGCAACUGGCAGAAGAGGCAACACGCAAGAGAGAGCUGAGACUUAUGAAAAAUAGGGAAGCUGCUAAAGAAUGUCGACGUCGGAAGAAAGAAUACAUAAAAUGUCUGGAGAGUCGUGUUGCAGUGCUAGAAGUUCAGAACAAGAAACUUAUAGAGGAGCUUGAAACCCUAAAAGACAUUUGCUCUUCCAAAACAGAUUAGUAAAAAUAUUUAUACUGUGAACUGACUAAAAUAUGUCCAGUUGCUUUAUAAGGCAAUACAUAGCCAACGUGAAUUAUGGCUUUCUCUUUGUGUCAUUUAUAUUAUAUUCCAACUUCUAACAUUCCUGAAAUGCUUUCCUUCUUUUCAUCAAUUCAUAGCUCUAAUUUCAGGUUUUUCAUGCUCCUCCCCUCCAUCUCCCAAGGAGCCAAAUGUUAAAAAAAUGUAACAAAGUAAAAAAGCGCAUAAUUUCUAAGAGCUGUUUCUUUGCCAUAUAUUUACAUACUACUUUUUACAUGUUACUGAGUGUCCUGCACAUACAAAAUAUUUUACAAUUGUUUUAGAUUAUUCAUAAAGAUAAUGCAUCCGGUAAUACAAGAACAUCAAACAACCCAAGGUAUCUCAGGAAAGAGUUUAUAAAAGAAUGUUAUGAUUACAUAUAUGUACUAGUGUACUAGUCUACAGAUGAUUUUAUGGCAUAUUUUUAUAUUAGUUGCUUUGUGGAAAAAAAGGAUUGUAUUGCUGUCACUGAGUGCCAUGGUAAAAGAUAGUUUUUAAUAGAACCAUGUUGUUUAACCUGUGUAGUGUCUGAUUUCCUUUAAACGUGGUUAUUUGAGAUGCUUUAAAACCCAUGAGUAUCUGGAAGAGGACAAAGACAAAAAGCAUACCUAAACUCGUGACAUGACGCUAAGUAUAUUGUAAAUACCUGAAAGAAGUUGUCUGUAUAUGGCUGCUAUUUCCUUAAAUUUUCUACAUUCUGUAGGAUAUUUGGUUUAUUAGAGGUCUAUAUAUCAAAAAUCAAUUUUGCAUCCUGAAUACUUCCUGUUCUGGCUUCUGGGUAGUUGCUUAUAGUGAUGGCUGAUGGUGUAGUUCUUUUCGCGCUUUCUGCAAAGUACUGAGAGGAAGUAAAGGUGACUUAAAGAGAGAAGCUUUCCAAUAAAGAGCAGCUAUCUCCUGAUUCACAGGGUUCUGGAAUAGCCUAUAGGUGAGAGCUGAAGAUUUUUUUAAAAUAAACCCAUGCUUAAACCAGA
Messenger RNA from Chroicocephalus ridibundus (black-headed gull), 2255 nucleotides. RefSeq names its product cAMP responsive element modulator (gene CREM). NCBI's taxonomy places the organism in Eukaryota, Metazoa, Chordata, Aves, Charadriiformes, Laridae. The record is from RefSeq and is a predicted model, not a curated record. Gene Ontology annotation, biological process: regulation of transcription by RNA polymerase II. The transcript has 9 exons. Gene Ontology annotation, molecular function: RNA polymerase II cis-regulatory region sequence-specific DNA binding; protein binding; DNA-binding transcription factor activity, RNA polymerase II-specific. Gene Ontology annotation, cellular component: nucleus; ATF4-CREB1 transcription factor complex. The coding region runs from base 187 to 1227 and encodes 346 amino acids.